Leptonychotes weddellii (Weddell seal) is the source of this 3721-nucleotide messenger RNA. Lineage: Eukaryota; Metazoa; Chordata; Mammalia; Carnivora; Phocidae. The record is from RefSeq and is a predicted model, not a curated record.
AUGGAAGAGAAAAGUAAGGACCACCGGGCUUUGCUCAACCAAGGAGAGGAGAAUGAACUGGAGGUGUUUGGUUACCGGACCCAGAAUCUACGCAGAGCCCUCUGCCUUAUAACAUCCAUGCUGACCUGCGGGUUUCUUCAGCUGGUGUUCUAUUGGAAACCCCAGUGGAGGGUGUGGGCCAACUGCAUUCCAUGCCCCUUGCAAGAAGCAGACACUGUUUUGCUAAAAACAACGGAUGAAUUUCAAAGAUAUAUGAGGAAGAAGGUUAUAUGCCUUUACUUAUCCACACUGAAGUUUCCUAUGAGCAAGAACCCAGAAGAACCCUUGGUGGCUGACCGCCACUCUGUCAUUAACCAAGCCGUAUUGAAGCCAGAAUUAAAACUGCGAUGUAUCCAAGUGCAAAAAAUCAGGUACAUUUGGGACUACUUGGAGAAGAGGUUUCAGAAAGUUGGGCUACUGGAAGAUAGCAACUCCUGCCAUGACAUCCACCACACGUUUGGACUGGGCCUGACCAGUGAAGAACAAGAGGUCAGAAGAUUAGUGUGCGGGCCCAAUGCCAUUGAGGUAGAAGUCCAGCCCAUAUGGAAGCUGCUUGUUAAACAGGUUUUAAAUCCAUUCUACUUGUUCCAAGCCUUUACCCUAACUCUGUGGCUGUCUCAAGGUUACGUAGAAUACUCUGUGGCCAUCAUCAUCUUGUCUGUUAUCUCCAUUGUCUUAAGUGUGUAUGAUUUGCGACAGCAAUCAGUUAAGCUGCACAACCUUGUGGAGGAUCACAACAAAGUCCAGGUUACAGUCAUCAUAAAGGGCACAGGUUUGCAGGAGCUGGAAUCCCGUCUCUUGGUUCCUGGAGAUACUCUUAUUCUUCCAGGAAAAUUUUCAUUGCCAUGUGAUGCUAUUCUGAUUGAUGGAAGCUGUGUGGUGAAUGAAGGCAUGCUCACAGGAGAAAGUAUACCUGUCAUGAAGACACCAUUGCCCCAUGUGGACAACACCAUUGCUUGGAAAUCCCACAGCUUGGAAGAUUAUCGGAAACAUGUCCUUUUCUGCGGGACGGAAGUUAUCCAGGUCAAGCCGUCUGGGAAGGGGCCAGUGAGAGCAGUUGUCUUGCAAACAGGUUACAAUACCGCCAAAGGGGACUUGAUAAGAUCCAUCCUCUACCCUCGGCCUCUGAACUUCAAACUGUACAACGAUGCCUUCAAGUUUAUAGUGUUCCUGGCCUGCCUUGGAGUUGUGGGUUUCUUCUAUGCUCUUGGUGUAUAUAUGUACCAUGGAGUUUCUUCAAGAGAUACUACAGCCAUGGCCCUGCUCCUCUUCACCGUAACUGUACCUCCGGUGCUGCCAGCUGCCCUGACCACAGGCAUCGUGUAUGCACAAAAGAGGCUGAAGAGAAAGAAAAUCUUCUGUAUCUCCCCACAGAGAAUCAAUAUGUGUGGGCAAAUAAACCUCGUGUGCUUUGACAAAACUGGCACUCUUACAGAAGAUGGGCUGGACCUCUGGGGGACCGUCCCAACUGCUGACAACCGUUUUCAGGAAGUCCAUAGCUUUACCUCAGGCAAGGCUUUGCCAUGGAGCCCAUUGUGUGCCGCCAUGGCCAGCUGCCACUCUCUGGUCCUUCUCAACGGGACCAUCCAGGGAGACCCACUGGACCUCAAAAUGUUUGAGGGCACUGCCUGGAUAAUGGAAGAUUGCAAUGCAGACUACUAUAAAUUUGGGAUGUCAGAUUCAAACAUCAUAAUAAAACCAGGACCAAAAGCCAGUUGGAGUCCUGUGGAAGCCAUAGCCAUCUUGCGUCAGUUUCCAUUUUCCUCAAGUCUGCAGAGGAUGUCUGUGGUUGCUCAGAUGGCAGGGGAGGAUCACUUCCAUGUCUACAUGAAGGGUGCCCCGGAGAUGCUGGCCAAGUUCUGCAAGUCUGAAACAGUACCCAAGGAUUUCCAACAGAAACUGAAGAAUUAUACAGCACAAGGCUUCCGUGUCAUUGCCCUUGCCCAUAAAGACUUGAAGAUGGAGGAGCUUUCAGAAAUACAGAAAUUAGCCCGAGAGAAGGCAGAGUCAGAGAUGACAUUUCUGGGACUUCUCAUAAUGGAGAAUCGCUUGAAAAAGGAAACCAAACCAGUCUUGAAGGAACUGAGUGAAGCCCGCAUCAGGACGGUGAUGAUUACUGGUGACAACCUUCAAACAGCCAUUACUGUGGCAAAGAAUUCUGAAAUGAUUCCUAGAGGAAGCCAAGUGAUCCUUGUCGAAGCCAGUGAACCAGAAAAUUUUGUUCCUGCCUCUGUGACUUGGCAGCUGGUCGAGAACCAAGAGAAUGGACUGGAGAAGAGUGAAACCUACCUUAACAUUAGGAACAGUUCAGUGCCUGAUGGAGCAAGAGGGAGCUGUUACCAUUUUGCAAUGAGUGGGAAAUCAUACCAAGUGAUAUUUCAGCAUUUCAACAGCUUGCUUCCAAAAAUUCUGGUGAAUGGAACCAUUUUUGCAAGAAUGUCUCCUGGACAGAAAUCUAGUCUUGUUGAAGAAUUUCAAAAAUUAAAUUAUUAUGUGGCCAUGUGUGGAGAUGGGGCUAAUGACUGUGGGGCUUUGAAAAUGGCUCACGUGGGCAUUUCGCUGUCAGAGCAGGAGGCGUCUGUGGCCUCCCAUUUCACCUCAAAAACAGCCAACAUCGAGUGCGUGCCUCAGCUCAUAAAAGAAGGCCGAGCUGCUCUGGUUUCAUCCUUUGGGGUAUUUAAAUACUUGACCAUGUAUGGCAUAAUCCAGUUUAUUGGUACCUCACUGCUCUAUUGGCAACUACAGCUCUUUGGGAAUUACCAGUAUCUCAUGCAAGAUGUAGCCAUUACCUUGAUGGUCUGUUUAACAAUGAGUUCAACUCAUGCCUACCCAAAGCUGGCUCCUUACCGACCAGCAGGACAGCUCUUCUCUCCACCUUUGCUGCUCUCAGUCUUUUUGAACACCUGUUUCACCUGCAUUGUGCAAAUCUGUGCAUUUCUCUACGUGAAGCAGCAGCCCUGGUAUUGUGAGGUCUACAGAUACAGUUGGCAAUUUUCUGCACCUCGCCUUUCAAAGAAAGAUGUUAUGAUACCGCCUUUGUCUUAUAUAUUUUCAUUUCUGCUGAUGUCUGCCUUGGGCCUCACAGUUUUCAUUCUGUUUUCUGACUUUCAAGAUAUAUACCGUGGAAUGGAGCUCAUCCCAACCCUGACAUCAUGGAGGGUUUCAAUUUUGGUGGUAGUCCUCACCCAAUUCUGUGUGGCCUUCUUUGUAGAGGAUGUCAUCCUUCAAAACCGAAGGCUCUGGCUAUGGAUCAAAAAGGAAUUUGGAUUCUCUUCUAAAAGUCAAUAUAGGAAAUGGCAAAAAAAGCUGGCAGAAGACUCCACCUGGCCUCCCACACACAGAACAGAUUAUUCAGGUGAUGGCGAAAAUGGAUUCUAUAUCAACCUCAGCUUUGAGGACCCUGAACAGAUUCCAAGAGCAAAACUUGAAUUGGGAGGUCAAACCACAGAACAGCAUUUUUGGAUGAGGCUGUAAUCAGAAUCAUUGUUGUACAUGCUUCACACCAUCUCCUUGUUCCCUGAAACUAAACCCAUGUGGAGAAGUGAUGAUAGUCUAUCCUUAUCCUUUCUCUCUCCAUCGGAGGAUUCAAAGUGCAUUAUCAAUGUAUUGAACCUUGCAAAAGAGAACCUUAAAUAUGCCUAUUUGGACUGUAUCCUCUGCUACUGAGGAAAAAGAAAUGUAU